Molecule: messenger RNA, 1071 nt
Organism: Anopheles bellator
Lineage: Eukaryota; Metazoa; Arthropoda; Insecta; Diptera; Culicidae
Exons: 3
Biological process (GO): detection of chemical stimulus involved in sensory perception of smell; sensory perception of smell
Cellular component (GO): plasma membrane
Molecular function (GO): olfactory receptor activity; odorant binding
Source: RefSeq, a predicted model, not a curated record
AUGGAGACGAACUAUGCUCAUCCGGACGCCAUGAUGAAUGUGUUUCCAUAUCUCUUCGGUGGCCAUGAAGAUCUUGACCGGUUCGUCGAGGGUAGUAUAGAGUUUCUCUUCAACUGCAACAUGUUCGGUGCCGCAAUAUCGUAUUCCACUAGCUUGACUCACAGGCUCGCCCAGUACAACCGACGGGCGGAUAUACUUGCCAAGUCGUGCACAACGUUAAUGGCCUCGGUGGGUCUGUUCUACUGGAUUGCGCCUCUGCCCGGUAUUUACUGGGCGCACUUUACACGAACUAAUGAGUCCGAACCGCUUCGGUUAGUGCAGCACCUGGAGGUGAAGUUCUAUUGGCUGGACAAUCGUAACUCGCUGAGAGAUUACACAAUCUUCGCCGGGAUCAUGUUGCCGGUCGUGUUCUUGUGCACCAUGGUGGAAAACAUCAAAGUGCUGGCCAUUUCGUACAGUGUUGAGUAUUGCACCAUGUUCCUGAGUCUCGUGACACUGGCCGUGAAACAGUUGGACGAUAUCUCGGCAGAUGAUCGCUUGGCACGGGAACUACAGAAAGUGGUGUUGAUGCAUAAACACGUUUUAGAGUGCGCCCGGUUGCUGAAUAUCGUCCUGAGCCCCCUGUUGCUGCUGCAGUGGGUACUCUGUAUUCUUAAUUGGAGCAUCACUUUGCUGUUCCUCAACCAUUCGGUAGGAGUAAACCUGUCGACACUGGGACUGAUUAAUGAAGGAUUGUUUUCGCCCCACUAGGGAAUUCGCAUGAAAUCAACAGCAAUCAUUGUCCUGUUUCUGCUGGCGACCCUGGAAAUGCUGGCCUACUGCAUUCUCGGGACACGCCUCACAACCCAGGCGGAGCAGCUCGAACACUCCAUCUACGCCAGCCGGUGGUACAAGCUGCCGGUCAGGAUGCAACAGAAUGUGCAGAUUUUAUUGCAUCGCGCCCAAAAAUGUGUCGGAAUUUGUGGCGGUAAGUUUGUGCGCGUCAAUUUGGAGGAGUUUUCCCGAAUGGUAAAUCGCUCGUACUCGGCGUAUGUCGUGCUGAAAGAUCAAAUAAAGCUGAACAUCGAUUAG